Rubroshorea leprosula is the source of this 1085-nucleotide messenger RNA. The record is from the annotation of a GenBank genome assembly. NCBI's taxonomy places the organism in Eukaryota, Viridiplantae, Streptophyta, Magnoliopsida, Malvales, Dipterocarpaceae.
CACUAGGUUUUUGCUUCUUUUUUAUACCGAGCCUUGCCGCGUCUUCCCUUGCCCUAUUUCCAAGAAGCUUCCUCCAUAGAGCUGGGUAAUCGGAGAUUAGAGAAGGCAGAAAGCUUCAGCCCAUUUGCGGCGAAGGAUUUGGUGGGGGAGAUCAUGUCGAUAUAAAUUUUUUUUUUCUUGGCCGAAGAGUACAGGUGAUUUUUUUUCUUUUGGCCGGACAUAGGUAUUACAUUAAGAUGAAAAUAAAAGGAUUACACACAGAUAGUUCCAGCAGUUUGGCUACCAAGGGAAACAUAAACAAAACAGACAAAGUGAACACUAAAUAUACCGUAUAGUAUGAACGCAUAAAACUUAAGGCUGUUGACAAGCCCUCCAAAACCAUAAUAAGAGGUCGGGUAUACUUGUGCAAAGGAAAGCAGUGUGCAUAUCCUCUAUAUGGGGAACUUUGACAAAGCUGAACAGCGGCACCAUCUGAAACUUUUGUUGCAACCUGAAUGGGUAAAGCAACAUAGGUGUUGUACCUCCAUGUCAUGUAGACAGCAUCAAGUUUAAAUGGAACCAAAAAAGGAAAGCAAGUUUUAUAAGCACAGAAUAAGGAUGAUAGUAGCAAUGAAUAGAGAAAACGUUCCUCAGUGUGAUAAGCCUGGAAAUGAAGAAAAAUCCUCAAGAGAGUUUAAGAAUCCAUGGAAAGAUUACAAUCUUGCUGCCUUGGACCUUUAACAUCUCUACUUUGGACGUACAACACCAUGCGACCACCUGCCAGCACACUACCAAUCCUUGAAUCCUCAUUGUCAUCAGUAACACCAAACCUACUCCUUAAAAUAUCGGUUGUAUCAGGGAAUAUGUAAGUAGGAGAUGAAAAUCUAUUUAUAAGUUCCACCUUAGAAUAUGAAAACUACCACCAAACCAGCUUCUAGACCCUAACACCUGCAUUAACUUCAAAUCCUUUAGGCACUGCCAUCCAGUCCAACAGCUAGAACUAGUGUGUUUCCAAACCUUGACACCAUGGAGAUCUCCCACAUCAAAACACUACCAACCAUUGGAGCCUAGAUGUGCUGCAGAAAGAACAAAACAGAAAUAUUCAU